Molecule: messenger RNA, 1298 nt
Organism: Neodiprion fabricii
Lineage: Eukaryota; Metazoa; Arthropoda; Insecta; Hymenoptera; Diprionidae
Product: TWiK family of potassium channels protein 7-like
Exons: 3
Coding region: 73-1176 (367 amino acids)
Biological process (GO): stabilization of membrane potential; potassium ion transmembrane transport
Cellular component (GO): membrane
Molecular function (GO): potassium ion leak channel activity
Source: RefSeq, a predicted model, not a curated record
GCAGUUUCCGAGCGUCCAUAAGCCCGGCCUCCACGUCCGUCGUUUCCAUAUUCCUGUUCCUGGUGUGAUCAAAUGUCGCGCAGAGCGAUGCGGUCGUCGCUGAGGAGCCGCGACUCCUCGAGCACGUCGACGGGCCCGGACCCAAGGGAGCGAGUGAAGGACUGCUGCCGCAAGCUGGUGGCCUUCAUGUGUACCCAGGUCGGCGUCGGGGGUCUGAUAGUCGGGUACGCGGUUGUCGGAGCCUUCGGCUUCAUCCACAUAGAGACGAUGUCCGAGUAUCCGGAAUUGGUCCGCGUCGCCCAAGCGCGGAACGUCUGCGCGGAUGAUCUCUGGGUCAAGACGGCUGGCGACAGCCUGGUGAACACGUUGAACAAAACGGCGUUCGAACUGCGGACGAGGGCGGUGCUGAAGGAGUUCGAAAAACAGCUCGUCCACAUGGCCCAGGUCAAAAAGUACGACGGUCGCGGGGUCAAGGACGUCUGGACAUUCCCGGCUGCCCUGAUGUUCUGCAUGUCGGUGUUCACGAUGAUCGGUUACGGGAACAUCGUGCCCAGGACGCACCUCGGCCGUUGGGCGACGGUCAUGUACGCGGUGAUCGGCAUCCCUCUUUACAUUCUCUACUUCAUGAACAUGGGCAAGGUCCUCGCCCAGAGCUUUCGGUGGCUUUACAGACGGGCCCACGAGUGCGCCGGGAAGCAGAGAACCGAAGGCGAGCGGAUAAUCGUACCGUCGACGGCCUGCCUCUGGGUGAUUUUCGGCUACGUCUUGGCCGGGUCCGUGACCUUCGCCCAGUGGGAGAACUGGGGAUUUCUCGACAGCGUUUACUUCUGCGUUACAUCGCUGUGCAAGAUCGGUAUGGGCGACUUCGUUCCCGGCGUAACCGGCUUCGGAUCUCGCGACAGAAGUCACACCUCCAGUCAGACCAAGCUCGUCAUAAAUUUCGUCUUCCUGCUACUCGGCAUGGGCCUGAUCGCCAUGUGCUACAACCUCAUGCGCGAAGACGUGCGUGUCAAGGCGAGGGAACUCAGGGAAUUCCUCAAAAGGACGGUCGAGGAGCUUCGCCUCAAGUUCUUGCUCUGCUGCCACUUUCCCGUCAACGAGAUGCUUACCCGGUAUGCAAACCCUGGCGAAGAGUAUACGAAGGAAAUUUCUACGAAGAGCUUACAUCCUCCGUGAAAUUUAGAUCGCCGAUGUACGGGGCAAUUGGUCAGUGUACAGUACAUUAUAAGCGCUGUCCGAACGGUGUGCGAGUUUAAAUCCAGGGCGAGGAAGUGAUCUUCUGCAAUAUCUAUGUGCCC